Molecule: messenger RNA, 2766 nt
Organism: Apis laboriosa (Himalayan honeybee)
Lineage: Eukaryota; Metazoa; Arthropoda; Insecta; Hymenoptera; Apidae
Gene: Mlh1
Product: DNA mismatch repair protein Mlh1
Exons: 9
Coding region: 48-2717 (889 amino acids)
Biological process (GO): mismatch repair
Cellular component (GO): MutLalpha complex
Molecular function (GO): ATP binding; ATP-dependent DNA damage sensor activity; mismatched DNA binding
Source: RefSeq, a predicted model, not a curated record
CUCAUUUCUCGAUAUUUCGAUCAAAAUCUGAAAACCAUAUUAAUGAAAUGAAUUCAUCUGGAAAAAUUAAGAAAUUAGAUGAAGUUGUAGUAAAUAGAAUUGCAGCUGGUGAAGUAAUACAGAGACCAGCAAAUGCAUUAAAAGAACUAAUUGAAAACAGUCUUGAUGCAAAAGCAAAUAAUAUACAGAUCAUUGCUAAAGAAGGUGGAUUAAAGUUAUUACAGAUUCAAGACAAUGGAACAGGAAUCAGAAAAGAAGAUAUGGAAAUUGUUUGUGAAAGAUUUACAACUAGUAAAUUACAAACAUUUGAAGAUCUUCAAACAAUAUCAACUUUUGGAUUUCGUGGUGAAGCUUUAGCAAGCAUUAGUCAUAUAUCACUUUUAACAAUAACAACAAAAACAGCAGAUGAAAAAUGUGCUUAUAAGGCAUCAUAUGUUGAUAGUAAAUUAAAAGCACCACUUAAAUCAUGUGCUGGAAAUCAAGGCACUACUAUAGUAAUUGAAAAUUUGUUUUAUAAUGUUGCAACAAGAAGAAAGGCUUUGUCAAAUCCAAAUGAAGAAUUUAAUAGAAUUACAGAUGUAGUUACAAAAUAUGCAAUUCAUAAUGCAGAUGUAGGAUUUGUAUUAAAAAAACAUGGUGAAAUAGCACCUCAGAUUCGUACACCACAUAAUUCAACUAAAAUGAAUAAUAUACGAAUACUCUAUGGUAAUCCUGUAUUUCGUGAAUUAUUAGAAAUAGAAUUUAAAGAUGAUACUUAUAAAUUUAAAAUGCAUGCUUUAAUAACAAAUGCAAAUUAUACAAACAAAAAGAUGACAUUUCUCUUAUUCAUUAAUAACAGAUUAGUAAAAUCUUCUUCUAUUCAAAAAAUGUUAGAAGAACUUUAUACAUUUUAUCUUCCAAAAAAGACUCAUCCAUGGUGUUAUAUAUCUUUAGAAAUUGAAUCACGAAAUAUCGAUGUUAAUAUACAUCCGACGAAACAUGAAGUUAAAUUUCUUCAUGAAAAUUCUAUCAUUGAAAGAAUGAAACUCGCUUUAGAUGAAAAAUUAUCUGCAAAUAGUGCUUCUAGAACAUUUUACUUAAAAACUCGGCUACCAAAAGUAGAUAUUACUAAAGACGUUUUGAAAGAAAUUUUACCAGAAUAUGAAGAAGAUAAUAGUAACAAAAUAAAAAAAAUUCGUCCUCAAGAAAUGAUCAGAACUGAUGCUUCUGAUCAAAAACUGGAUAAAUUUAAUUUUAUGAUUCAUACAGAAAUGAAAUAUGUUAAAAAUGAUGACACUCAUGAAACUCAUUUGAAUACAAAAACUCAAAAUAGUAUUGAAGAAAAUAUUGAUGAAGAAAAUAUAGAUAAAAUACAAUGCUUAACAUCAGAUAUAAUAAAUAUACAACAAAAAGAUAAAUCAACACAUGUUGUAGAUAAUGAAAAAAAUACAGAUAAAAUACAAUGCUUAACACCAAAUCUAAUUGAUAUACAACAAAAAGAUAAAUCAAUGCACAUUACAACAACAGUGGCAACAGAAAAAUCUAAUAGUCCAUGGAGUAAUAUCAUAAAUAAUACAAGUUCAUCUACAUCAGAUUUGCUAACAUCUGAUGAACCUAAUAUAAAUUUAUGUAUUCAGAAUAUUAACAAAAAAGAAGAAGAAAAAUUAAAUAGUAUGCAAGAUAUUUUAGAAAUUACAAAUGAUGAAAUAGAUGAAGAUACAGCAGAUUCUAUAAAAGAUAAAUGUAUCGAUGUUAUUGCAGAUAAAGCUCGUAAACAAGUAUAUAAAUGUUUUGGAAAUAAGAGCACUAAAUCAGAAGAAAAAAAAAUAAUAGAUAAAAAUGAUAUAAGUAAACAAGAAAUAAAAAAUUACGAACCUGAAGAAAAUAAACAACUCAAUGAAAUACAAAAUGUUGAACAAACAUCAAGAGAAAUUAAUAAUGAUAAUGAUAAAAAUAAUGAUAAUAAAUGUUCAUAUGAAUUUAAAUCUUAUUCAAUAAAUAAUUUUAGAAGAGAAGUAAAAUUAACGAGCGUUUUAAAAUUACGAAAAGAAGUAGAAGAUGCAUGCCAUGAAGGUCUGAAACAAAUUUUAUCAGAAUUAACUUUUGUUGGCUGUAUAGAUCAGUCUUCUGCUUUAAUUCAAAGCGGAGUUAAUUUGUAUCUUUGCAAUACACAAAAAUUAGCGGAAGAACAUUUUUAUGAAAUUAUGCUCUAUGAUUUUGCAAAUUAUGCAGUCAUUAAAUUUUCGGAAGCACUUCCUUUAUAUGAUUUAGCUAUGUUAGGAUUAGAUACUAAAGAAGCUGGGUGGACAGAAGAAGAUGGGCCAAAAGAAGAAUUAGCUACUAGUGUUAAAGAAUUAUUAUUGGAAAAGGCAGAUAUGUUAAAAGAAUACUUUUCUAUUGUUAUAGAUAAAAAGGGAAAUUUAAAAUCUUUACCAGUAUUAUUAGAAAAAUAUUUUCCAAGUAUAGAAGGUCUUCCUCUUUAUAUAUUACGUCUAGCUACCGAAGUAGAAUGGUCAACAGAACAACCAUGUUUCCGAAAUAUUUGUAGAGAAACAGCAAAAUAUUAUAGUCAAAUUAGUCCCAUACAUGAUACUCAUGAUUGGAAGUAUAUUACAGAACAUGUUUUAUAUUCUACAAUUAAGGAAAGUUUUCUUCCUCCCAAACAUUUUGCACAUGAUUCAACAAUAUUACAAAUAGCUAGUUUACCUGAAUUAUAUAAAGUUUUUGAAAGAUGUUAAAUUUUUAAGAUAGAAUUGAUUUUUCACAAAAAAAAUUUUCUACUUUAAU